This is a messenger RNA of Calidris pugnax (ruff), 2004 nucleotides long. It is a transcript of the gene PIGS, whose product is annotated as phosphatidylinositol glycan anchor biosynthesis class S. Lineage: Eukaryota; Metazoa; Chordata; Aves; Charadriiformes; Scolopacidae. The transcript is spliced from 12 exons. Bases 7 to 1683 code for a protein of 558 amino acids. Gene Ontology annotation, biological process: attachment of GPI anchor to protein. Gene Ontology annotation, cellular component: GPI-anchor transamidase complex. The record is from RefSeq and is a predicted model, not a curated record.
CGCUUGAUGCGGGAAGUGAAGAUGGCGGCGGCGGCGGCGAUAGCGGCGGAUGAAGCAGAGCGGGCGCGGGGCCGGCGGGCCGCCCUCUCCUUCGCCGCCAUCGCCGUGGUGCUGGGGCUGCCGCUGUGGUGGAGAACGACCGAGACCUACCGCGCCGCGCUGCCUUACGGGGAGAUCGACGGGCUGGGACAGCUGCCGUUCCAGCUGACCGUGCCCGUCGCUGUGGUCUUCGCCCCGGGGUCGGUGCCCGGGGACCUGCCGAGGCCGCUGCCCUUCAGGGACGUGCAGGAGAUGGAGCUUUCCGUCAACCUGAGAACCACCGUCACGUCCCGCUACGAGAUGAUCUAUCGCAGCACCACGGCUCAGGAGGAGGCAGCGCUGGGGGCACCUACUGCCCCAGAGGCUGAUGCUGCUCUGCACCCGCUGGAGGACACCUCCUUGGGCUCUCUGACCGUGUACGUGGUCCCCGAAACCUCCUCUCUCCUGCCUCAGGGCAUCAGUGUCUACGUGGGGAAGCACCGCAGUGCCCUGGUGAGGGCUGGGGGGGGCCUGGCUGCCCUCCGUGCCCGCCUCCAGCAACUCACACACGUGAUGUCCUUCACGGCCAGCUCCAUCACCGCUGCCCUCACGGACCGAGUGCCCGACGGCCAGCUUGGCCCUGAUGCCCGGCGGCAUUUGAAAUCCAGCCUGGGGUACGAGAUCACCUUCAGCCUGCUGAACCCCGACCCCAAGUCCCACGCCGUGGAGUGGGACAUCGAGGAAGCCGUCAACCGCUACGUGCAGCCUGUCCUGGACAAACUGAGCUUGGUGGCCAACUUCUCUGUUGACUCGCAGAUCCUGUACUACGCCGUCCUAGGAGUGACACCACGCUUUGAUAAGGAGUCCUCCAGCUUCCUCCUGAGCGCCCACAGCCUCCCGCACGUCAUCAACCCUGUGGAGGCCCGGCUGGGCUCCAGUGCUGCCUCGCUCUACCCUGUGCUGAACUUCCUGCUGUACGUGCCAGAGCGUUCCCACUCUCCCCUCUACAUCCAGGACAAGGAUGGAGCCCCAGUGAGCACCAACGCCUUCCACAGCCCCCGCUGGGGUGGCAUCAUGGUUUACAACGUUGAAGCCCCUGCUUCCCCUCAGGCUUCCCUCCCACUGCGCGUGGACGUGGACAUGGUGCGAGUGAUGGAGGUUUUCUUGGCCCAGCUCCGGUUACUGUUUGGGUUAUCUCGGGAGGAGCUGCCUCCUGAGUUCCUGCUGGAGAGACCAGGGAACGAGGGGCUGGCCGACUGGGAGCUGGACCGCCUGCUCUGGGCCCACACCGUGGAGAACAUUGCCACCGUGUCCACCACCUUGACCUCGCUGGCCCAGCUCCUGGACAAGAUUGGGAAUAUUGUCAUCAAAGACGAUGUUGCCUCUGAGGUGUACCGAGCGGUGGCCUCAGCGCAGAACGCCAUGGCCAAACUUGCCGCGGGCCACCUGCACUCAGCUUUCCAGGCCAGCAAGGAGGCAGUCACCUCCUCGGAGCGGGCCUUCUUUGACCCAUCUCUCCUCCAUCUCCUCUACUUCCCUGAUGACCAGAAGUUUGCCAUCUACAUCCCGCUCUUCCUGCCCAUGGCUGUCCCCAUUCUCCUCUCCUUGGCCAAGAUCGUCCGGGAGACCAGGCAGCGUAAGAAGGAGCCCACCAAGGUGGACUGAGCCCCUCACCAUGAUGCUCUGCCUCGGGGCUGGGGUUGUCCCCACCUCGUGCAGUGUGUUGCCACGGAUCCGUGGCCCGAGAAGGUCCCCAGAACUGUGUCAGGGCUGUGCCCUGCCUGGGUCUGCCAUGGCCAAAGAUGCAGGAGCGGGAAGAGAGGUUGCUUUGAGGGGUGGGAGAUGUUCUCAAUCUGGGUCCUGGGAUCUCAGCAACGCUGAGAUCCAUGAGGAGGGAGGGGGCUCCCCGGGGCCUUGCACUGUCUUCAGAACAAGCUGCUGGAUGAAUUAAAAGAAAAACCCUGGUGUGGGGCUGUGUGACCCUCA